UACAAAGCGGAAGAGACGUGGCACAUAAACAGAGACAGGAAGAGACCUGCUACCGACAAGUUUACUCAUGACAGCUCCUGGUGCCUUUCAUCAUGUGAUUUUUCCACCACAAACAGCGUGAAUGUUAGCCGCGCGACAUUCCCUCAGGCCACCGGGACUUGAUUGAAGUCUGUUUUCACAGGUGGCUAUGGGUCUGUGUAAGUGUCCAAAGAGAAAGGUGACCAAUCUGUUCUGCUUUGAACAUCGCGUUAAUGUGUGUGAGCACUGCUUGGUCUCCAACCACAACAAGUGUAUUGUGCAGUCAUAUCUGCAGUGGCUCCAGGACAGCGACUAUAACCCAAACUGCUGUCUGUGUAAUCAUCCACUCAAUUCCCAAGACACGGUCAGGCUCGUCUGUUAUGAUGUAUUUCACUGGGCCUGUCUGAACGACUUGGCAUCCCGCCUGCCCCUCCAUACGGCUCCAGCGGGAUACCAGUGUCCCAGUUGUCAGGGUCCAGUGUUCCCCCCCUCCAACUUGGCCAGCCCAGUUGCUGAUGUGCUCAAAGAGCAGCUGUCAUCCGUUAACUGGGCCAGGGCGGGGUUAGGCCUGCCACUGAUCCAAGAGCCAGUGGACGUCCUUCAAGAGGUCACCGCGAACGAUGUUACAGACUACACUGACUGGUCAUCAUUUGGUGCACAAGAUGAAAGUCACAUGUACCACAGCCACGCCUACAAUGCCGGCCUCAGCCAAGCACCACAUACUCCACCCCCAGCACAAGGCCACAUCGAGGUUCCUCAUAAGAACGGGGAUCCAAACCUCCGGGAUCACGCUGUGGUCAACUUUCCUGCAUCCACUUCAUGCGACACGAUUACUCUUCACGCAGGAUCGUCACCAAGGAAGGUGUACGACACGCGGGACAGCAGCUCCGUCACGCAGAUGGAUUUCGAUGACGACAAGUACAGACGACGACCAGCAUUGAGCUGGUUUGCUCAGCUUCUCAAGUCAGUCAGGAAACUCUCUGUCAUCUGA
Molecule: messenger RNA, 1009 nt
Organism: Dunckerocampus dactyliophorus (ringed pipefish)
Lineage: Eukaryota; Metazoa; Chordata; Actinopteri; Syngnathiformes; Syngnathidae
Gene: zfpl1
Product: zinc finger protein-like 1
Exons: 7
Coding region: 188-1009 (273 amino acids)
Cellular component (GO): Golgi apparatus
Source: RefSeq, a predicted model, not a curated record